AUGGUGUCCAUCGUGCCAUUGAAAGAGAAGAAGCUUGUGGAGGUUAAACUUGGAGGGCUGCCGAGCUGGAUAUUGAUGUGGGAUUUCACCCCCAGUGGUACUGCAGGAGCCUUUCGGAGAGGCUAUGACCGGUAUUACAACAAGUAUAUCAACGUUCGGAAAGGCAGCAUCUCAGGGAUUAACAUGGUGCUGGCAGCCUAUGUGGUUUUCAGCUACUGCAUUUCUUACAAGGAACUCAAACACGAACGGCGAUGCAAGUACCACUGAAGAGGGGUCACUGUGGAGAACACUGCAUGGCCAAGCAUAACC
Molecule: messenger RNA, 309 nt
Organism: Rattus rattus (black rat)
Lineage: Eukaryota; Metazoa; Chordata; Mammalia; Rodentia; Muridae
Product: ATP synthase subunit f, mitochondrial-like
Exons: 1
Coding region: 1-267 (88 amino acids)
Biological process (GO): proton motive force-driven mitochondrial ATP synthesis
Molecular function (GO): proton-transporting ATP synthase activity, rotational mechanism
Source: RefSeq, a predicted model, not a curated record